This is a messenger RNA of Aureococcus anophagefferens, 1065 nucleotides long. RefSeq lists its product as hypothetical. The record is from RefSeq and is a predicted model, not a curated record. Lineage: Eukaryota; Pelagophyceae; Pelagomonadales; Pelagomonadaceae. The transcript has a single exon. Gene Ontology annotation, molecular function: nicotinate-nucleotide-dimethylbenzimidazole phosphoribosyltransferase activity. The coding region runs from base 1 to 1065 and encodes 354 amino acids.
AUGUCCGCGUACGACGGAGACGCGGCUCACUGGCGCCGCGCCGCCACCGAGCGCCUCGCGGCGCUCGCGAAGCCGCCGGGUUCGCUCGGCGUGCUCGAGGACUGGGCCAUCACCCUGUGCGUGGCGCAAAGGACGCUCGCGCCGACCGCGGAGCCGGCGACCGUCGUCGUCUUCGCCGGCGACCACGGCGCCAAGCUCGCGGACGAGUCGCUGUCGCCGUACCCGGCGUCGGCGACGCAGGCCGUCUUCCGUGCGCUCGCCGCGGGCGUGUCCUGCACCGCGACGCUCGCGCGCGCCGCGAACGCGCAGCUCGUCGUCGUGGACGUCGGCGUCGCGGGAGACCUGAGCCGCGUCGAGGGCGUCGGCGACGUCGUCGUGGAGCACCGCAAGGUCGCUCGCGGCACGGCGGACUUCCGGAGCGGCGACGCGAUGGACGACGACGCGCUCGCGGCGGCGCUGCGAGCCGGCGGGGACGCGCUGACCGCCGCGGCGGCGCGCGGCGCGGUGUGCGUCGCCGUCGGCGAGGUCGGCAUCGGCAACACGACGGCCGCGGCGGCCCUGCUCGCGGCGCUGACGGGCGAGGACGCCGCGGUGUGCUGCGGCCGCGGCACGGGCCUCGACGACCAAGGCCUCGCGCACAAGGUCGACACCGUGCGACGCGCGCUCGCGUUCCACGGAGCCGGCCUCGCGCCCCGCGAGGCGCUCCGGCGCCUCGGCGGCUUCGAGAUCGCGGCCAUGGUCGGCGCCUACGCGGCCGCGCGCGCGGCGGGCGUCGUGACGCUCGUCGACGGGUCGAUUUCCGCCGUGGCGGCGCUCUGCGCGCGGAAGAUGUUCCCCGAAAGCCGCGACCGCAUGCUCUUCGCGGCGGCGCUCGCCGAGGAGCCCGGCGCGGCCGCGGGCGGCGCCAUCCUGGCGCGCGAGCUCGCCGCGAAGCCGGCGUUGGACAUGGCGCUGCGAUUAGGCGAGGCGAGCGGCGCCGUCCUGGCGCUCCCGCUCGCGCGAUCCGCCGCGGCGCUCCUGGGCGCGGGCACGCUCGCGGAGGCCAUGGCCCUAAGCGACGCCUAG